Branchiostoma belcheri (Belcher's lancelet) is the source of this 2413-nucleotide messenger RNA. Its product is annotated as cullin-2-like. Lineage: Eukaryota; Metazoa; Chordata; Leptocardii; Amphioxiformes; Branchiostomatidae. The transcript has 21 exons. Gene Ontology annotation, biological process: SCF-dependent proteasomal ubiquitin-dependent protein catabolic process; protein ubiquitination. Bases 76 to 2307 code for a protein of 743 amino acids. Gene Ontology annotation, molecular function: ubiquitin protein ligase binding. Gene Ontology annotation, cellular component: SCF ubiquitin ligase complex; Cul2-RING ubiquitin ligase complex. The record is from RefSeq and is a predicted model, not a curated record.
GGCGGUCUUCUGACGUCAAAGCUUUAACCUUUAACCCCGAAACGCCGAGUCAGGCGCACUUGGAAGUGAGACAACAUGUCGCUGAAGCCUCGUCGUGUGGACUUCGGUGAGACCUGGGGGAAGAUUCUCGCCACCGUGCGGGGAGUGAUCACGCUGUCCAAGGUCCCGCGGCCGACAUGGAACGACAGAUUCUCUGAUGUGUAUGCGCUGUGCGUGGCGUACCCGGAACCCCUUGCUGAACAGCUGUACAACGAGACAAAGAACUUUCUGGAGCAGCACGUCCAGUCGCUGCACAAGAUAGUGAAUAGCUCCUUAGACAACCUUCUUGCCACUUACCAUGCCUACUGGCAGGAGUACAGCAAGGGUGCUGAGUACAUGAACCAGCUCUAUGGUUACCUGAACAGCCAGUACAUCCGUAAACAGAAGCUGUCAGACGCCGACCUUGCCUACGGACAUGGCAUUGACCUUGACGAACAGCUGAUGGAAAUAGGAGAGCUUGCUCUGGACAUUUGGCGACGUCUGAUGAUCGAACCUCUGAAGGCAAAUCUGGUACAACAGCUGCUACAGGAGAUAGAGAAGGAUCGUGAGGGUGAACAAACCAACCAAGCUAUCCUACAUGGUGUCAUCAACUCAUUUGUACAUGUGGAGGAAUAUAACAAGAAGGGACUGCUAAAGUUGUACCAGGACUUGUUUGAAAAGCGCUUCCUGGAGGAAACUGGGAGGUACUACAGGAAGGAGGCAGGGAGAUAUCUAACAGGCACAACAUGUUCUGAGUACAUGGAAAAGGUGAUCCAGCGUCUGUCAGACGAGGAGAUGAGGAGUCGUAAGUUCCUCCACCCCAGCUCCUACGACAAGGUCACACACGAGUGCCAGCAGAGGUUCGUGGCAGACCACCUCCGCUUCCUACACGGAGAGUGUCACGAUAUGGUCCGCAAGGACAGGAGAGAAGACAUGCGUCGUAUGUACACGUUACUGCGUACUGUACAUAACGGACUGAUGCUGAUGGUACAGGAGGUGGAGGAUCACAUCAAGGAAACGGGACUGGACGCUAUCAGUAACAUCACAGGAGACAAUCUGCCCACCCAGUUUGUGGAGUCAGUGCUGGAAGUUCACAGCAGGUUCAGUCACAUGAUCCAGAAGACCCUGAGUGGCGACCAGCAGUUCAUCUGUGCUCUAGACAAGGCUUGCUCUAGCAUCGUGAAUUCUAGGCAAGACCAGAGAUCCCCAUGCAAAUCACCAGAAUGGUUGGCCAAGUACUGUGACAUGUUGCUGAAGAGAAGUACAAAGGGCAUGUCAGAGACUGAAGUGGAUGACAAACUCUCGGCCUCCAUUACUGUUUUUAAGUACCUUGACGACAAGGACGUCUAUCAGAAGUUCUACUCCAAGAUGCUUGCUAAACGUCUGAUCCAAGGUAACAGUGUGUCCAUGGAUGCUGAGGAGGCCAUGAUCAACAGACUCAAGCAAGCGUGUGGUUACGAGUUCACCAACAAGCUCCACCGAAUGUACACGGACAUAAACGUCAGCGCAGAACACAACAAGAAGUUCAAUGAGUGGAUGAGAGAAAACAAGGAGGAACUCGGCAUCCAUUUUAACAUCUAUGUCCUACAGGCAGGUGCAUGGCCACUGGGCCUGACCAACCCCUCCCCUCUCAACAUACCACAGGAACUGGAGAAGAGCGUGAAAAUGUUUGAUAUGUUUUACAAGGAGAGAUUCAACGGCAGAAAACUGACCUGGCUGCACCAGCUUUGUAAUGGAGAAAUAAGAACAUGUUUCUUGAAGAAGUCUUACAUCAUCACCUUGAGCAUGUACCAGAUGGCGGUCCUCCUGCUCUUCAACGGCUCGGACAAACUGACCAUGGCCGAAAUCCAGUCGUCCACUCAGAUGGCCGAAGGGGAGCUGGGAAAGAAUGUCCAGUCUCUGGUGGACGCUAAACUCCUAAUACCCUUAGACGCAAAGGAACAACUGACCCCAAAUGUGGUCCUGACAGUGAACAUGGAGUACACCAACAAGAGAACAAAGUUCAAGAUCCCUGCCUUGUACCAGAAGGAAACAGUUCAGGAGGUUGAGCAGGCUCACAAGGCGGUGGACGAGGACAGAAAACUGUACCUACAGGCCGCCAUAGUCCGCAUCAUGAAGGCCAGGAAGGUGCUGAAACACAACACACUCAUACAGGAGGUCAUCAGCCAAUCACGCGCCCGGUUUAACCCCAGCAUCAGCAUGAUUAAGAGGUGUAUUGAGCAGCUUAUCAAUAAGGAGUACAUCGCCCGUAGUAACGAGGCAGCUGAUGAGUACACGUACAUAGCAUAGGGAGUACGUCAGCAUGUCGGCAGAACGUACUGUGCCUGCACUAAACCUGUAAUGUAGUGUGCAUAGCAUCCGAAAAUAGCUUCAUUAGGUUGGUAAAGUAUAGGAU